Molecule: messenger RNA, 1051 nt
Organism: Phlebotomus papatasi
Lineage: Eukaryota; Metazoa; Arthropoda; Insecta; Diptera; Psychodidae
Gene: mms4
Product: crossover junction endonuclease EME1
Exons: 4
Coding region: 125-1018 (297 amino acids)
Biological process (GO): double-strand break repair; replication fork processing; resolution of meiotic recombination intermediates
Cellular component (GO): Holliday junction resolvase complex; nucleus
Molecular function (GO): DNA binding; nuclease activity
Source: RefSeq, a predicted model, not a curated record
GAUUUUCUAUGUUUUUUAUGUAUAUAUUCAUCCGCCAAUUUUUUGUUUUUUAUUGUAUUUUCGUGUUUUGUUUUUCUUUUCUUAAAAAAAAAAUUGUAAAAACUUUGUGAAUUUUGUAAUAAUUAUGUCUCAAAGCUCCCAGUAUUCUACCAAAUCUGAGAAAUUGAGGAAAAAUGCCCUAAAACCAGGAGAAUGCCAAAAAUACAUCACAGUUGAGAUUGAUCCUGGAAUUGUGUCAGAUAAUUGUGGAUCUCUACUCAACCAGGAACUUUCUCAGGGAGGUUUCAAUACCGAAAUAAAUUCCCAAAUUCUUCCAAUGACAAUCACUUGGAGGAGAAACCUUGAGGGUUUCUCUGAAUCCACAGAAGAAAUGGUGCUGCAUGUGAUCCUGGGGCAGGAUAUGCUUCAGAAUGUUAAAGAGGGAAGCUUCAGAAGAAGAAUUGAGAGUCUGAAGGAACUCUACCCUGGCAAGAGCAUUGUGAUUUUACUUUAUGGACUCAAAGACACAUUUCGAAAGAGCGAUAGAUCCGUCUCCCGGAAUGAUAUUGAAGUGAGUCUCGUGGAAGCUCAGAUUCUUCACAAUUGCUGCCACAGAUUAGUAGAGAAUCCCGCGGAAUUGGCUGCCACAGCGGCGCAAUUUAGCAAGAGUGUCGCUGAAACCCCAUUCAAGAGAGAGGAGUUAGAAAAGGCUCUCAAUGAGGACUUCUACUUUGGCAAUAACAGCCGAGAUAAUGUAAAGAUUCAAAACGGCGUUGGAUACUCGCGUCUCUGGCAGGAGCAUCUCAUUAAAUUUCCUCAGGUUACUCUCGAAAUUGCACAAGCCAUUUCAGGAGAAUACCCAUUGCCUCGACUUCUGGCUGAUGCAUUAGAUACUUCGGAAGAUCCUGAGAAUCUCCUUGCGGACAUUCCGGUCAGGAGAUCAGGUGGUCCUCUAGCUGCUCAACGGAAGGUUGGUCAGGAACUCAGCAAGAAAAUUUUUACAAUGUAUACCACGGAGAAUCCUGAUGAUGUUGUUUAAAAAAAUAAAAACGUUUUAGGAAUUUUCUCUAAA